Pseudopodoces humilis (Tibetan ground-tit) is the source of this 1133-nucleotide messenger RNA. RefSeq names its product R-spondin 1 (gene RSPO1). Lineage: Eukaryota; Metazoa; Chordata; Aves; Passeriformes; Paridae. The record is from RefSeq and is a predicted model, not a curated record.
GGCUGCAGCGCUGGAGAGUUACUAUGCAGCUUGGACUGCUUGUGGUGGUGGUUUUUCUAAGCUCGAUGGAUCUAACAGGCAGCAGCAAAGUGGUGAAGGGCAAGAGGCAAAGACGAAUCAGCACCGAGCUGAGUCAGGGCUGUGCCAGAGGCUGUGACCUGUGCUCUGAGUUCAAUGGGUGCCUGAGGUGCUCCCCCAAACUCUUCAUCCUUCUGGAGCGGAACGAUAUCCGACAGAUUGGGAUUUGCCUGCCUUCUUGUCCACUGGGAUACUUUGGCCUUCGCAAUACGGACAUGAACAAGUGCAUCAAAUGCAAAAUUGAGAACUGUGAGUCCUGUUUCAGUCGAAACUUUUGCACAAAAUGUAAAGAAGGUUUGUAUUUGCACAAAGGGAGAUGUUACGUCACAUGCCCCGAAGGCUAUGCUGCUGCCAACGGCACCAUGGAGUGCAGCAGUCCUGCACAAUGUGAAAUGAGCGAGUGGGGGCCAUGGGGGCCCUGCUCCAAGAAAAGGAAGCUCUGUGGCUUCAAGAAGGGCAAUGAAGACCGAACACGGCGGAUUCUGCAGGCUCCUUCUGGGGACGUGUCUCUGUGUCCUCCAACCACAGAGGUGCGGCGAUGCACGGUGCAGAAGAACCAGUGCCCUGAAGGGAAAAGGAAGAAAAAGGAAGAGCAAGGAAAGCAAGAUAAUGGGAAUAGAAAUCGGAAAGAUACCAAAGACACUAAGUCUGGCACCAAGAAGAGGAAGAACAAACAGAGAGGGGCCACGGUGCCUGCGACGCUCGCUAGCCCUGCCCAGUAGCUGGCCCUGUGCGUCACCUGAUGGCAAGACUCCAUUGCUGCUAUGUAUAUGAAAGCUUUAUUGAACAGAGCACUGCUACACCAUGUACACGUGUCCAGAGACAGACAUAUACUCCAGACUGACCCAGAGGCCACACACACAGUACUUAUGGAGGCUGCACACACCCCCCGCCCAGGACUGUGGAAGAAUGCUGCUGAGGAGUGGGAGCACACACGGAGGCAAAGCCCAUGGCCCCAGGGCUCUGUGGGGACACUGCAGGGAGGAGAGGUGGAGCAUAAAUCAGUGAAGGACCCAGAUGUGGGACUGAUUUCAUGAUCGAAGGCCUCAACUGGA